Messenger RNA from Phytophthora infestans T30-4, 585 nucleotides. RefSeq lists its product as uncharacterized. NCBI's taxonomy places the organism in Eukaryota, Oomycota, Peronosporomycetes, Peronosporales, Peronosporaceae. The record is from RefSeq and is a predicted model, not a curated record. The coding region runs from base 1 to 585 and encodes 194 amino acids. The transcript has 7 exons.
AUGCUCACGCUUGACUUCUUGAUCGUAGCUGCUGUCGAAGCUGAGCUCCCUAUCCACUUGACCCUGGGUCCGUUUGUAUUCUUUAGCGACCAACUCAAAUUCCGGAUCAUUGUAAUCGAGCCUUUCGCUCCGAACGGCUUUGUGUGCGAAUGCAACCGCUGCCAUUUUCCGUCAAAAGUCUGGUCCUACUGUCCGUUCUCUGGCUUGCAAUACAUCCUGCUGACCAAACCGGUGAUCCAUCUUCUGCCGUGCACCACGAUGCGGCACCAGGGCCCUCGCAAUACCUUUGCCGUCCUGGACGGGCCCUUCAUCAGUGAGUACAAGGCGCUCUCUAAACCGCAUGCUCGUGAGAACAACCACUUGCGAGACUGUGGAUAUCAACUCCGAAACAUGAUGAGCGUGACGAUCUCGGACGUAAGAGGGGGAUGCGGAGAAUACCGCGCUGCCCCCUCGUACUGCACGCCGCAAAUUUGGGACAAAAGUAGCAUUGGCUUCUUCAGCCACAAGCCGCUGUCCUUGUUCGGAAACGUGACAUUCAAAGUUGUCAGCCAGAAGAACAGCGGGCCCAUCUAUUUCAAACUUUAA